Messenger RNA from Aspergillus ochraceoroseus IBT 24754, 900 nucleotides. RefSeq lists its product as uncharacterized. The transcript has a single exon. Bases 378 to 704 code for a protein of 108 amino acids. The record is from RefSeq and is a predicted model, not a curated record. Lineage: Eukaryota; Fungi; Ascomycota; Eurotiomycetes; Eurotiales; Aspergillaceae.
GUGUCGCUAAACCUUUCUUUGUGGUGAUGGUGGAAGUGGUGGUGAAUGAAGAGGUCCUUCCAGAAGUACGCUGAUCUGCACGACUAACACUGGGUGGGUGGAAGGGAGCUCUGGCAAUAACUGUACGAACACCAAGUGCGCCUCUACCAAGCUAGCCAUUGAUCUAGCUCGGGCUGUAAGAAGAAGGCAGCUCGCGAGCCGGUAAAGUACAGUGUGGAUUUGUGCCCGCUCUUCUCUAGCUGGUGUCCUGAUAACAGCAGCGAUGAAAGUUCUGUUUCCCACUAGAAACAAAGCGAUCCCCCAUUACGGGCGCGGAUGCCGACGCAUAUACACAGUGGAAUUAGAGAAGGCACGCUGCCAAUUCGGCUCUUGGGGCAAUGCCUCCUGUCGGUGGUCCGGACGGUGCCUCGCUCGAUACCCCUAACAAUCGUAUUAUGGAGGCCUUUGGAUCGACCAGGUUUCCUGCGCCUUUACUGGCCACCGCCGCUAGGAUUAACACCACUAAGGGGAAGAUCAUGAGGUUCAGCAGACCCUUCACUAUUACGAAUAUCGAAAGGUUAGCCAAACAGGCAGUAAAAGCCGAUGGUGACGAGGCAGUUAAGAAAUUACUCACACCCAUUCGAAGCGUCAGUUAUCCCUUCUCUCUUUCUUUGUUUUACCUGUCUCCUUGGCUAACAAGCUUUCUAGACCUUCGCGGGUUUUGAGUACUUCCGCAAUAAUCGGGUCACCGGCCAGUGGAACAAGACGCUCCAGGAAAAUCAGCCUGGAAUGGGCACAUGUCGAACAAGCGACCGACAUGGCCAAUCUGCAGAAAUGGUGGUGGGUCUGGGCGCUGGACUUCUUCCAGGUCGUCGAGGAUAGAUCAGGUUCUGGGUCAUUAGGGCUCGGCGGAGUGACUCU